AUGGUUGCUAUUGUGAGGUCGGUGUUUGUCCGACUGGGGAUAGGACCGGGUCGGUUAGCAGUAACUUACUCGCCCACUUUAAAAGUUACUAUUUCCAGUUUACGGCGCACAAUGAACCCUCGGCGUGACGCUCAACGUCGUGUCGAGAACGCAUUACAAUUAUGGGUUCUUGAAGCAAAAGGAGUACCGGCUAAGAGAAGAUAUUAUUGUGAAUUAUGUUUGGAUAAGACGUUAUAUGCUCGAACAUCAUCAAAACCGCUGGUGGAUAACGUUUUCUGGGGAGAACACUUUGAUUUCACAAUGCUGCAAAAAAUGGACGAAGUUUGCAUUAAUUUGUAUCGUGAAGGUGAUCCAAAGAAGAAAAAAGAGCGCGCCACAUUGAUAGGAUACAUAUUGAUCGCCAUCGAGCAACUCAGCAGUCGGCAUCCUGUUGAACGAUGGUAUACGGUAACGACAACAAGUGAUACGGGCAAUCGUCUUGCGUCCGCAUUGAGCACAAAGAGCACCAAUCAAGAACUACCGGCUGUACGAAUCAAGGCUCGCUGGCAAAGUAUCAGCAUACUACCGUUGCGUGCCUAUGAUGAUUUUCUACACUACCUCUCGUGUAAUUAUCUUUCAUUAUGUAAUCAUCUGGAACCAGUGCUUUCCGUUAAAGCGAAGGAAGACUUAGCGACAGCGCUAGUCCGUGUACUGCACAAACAAAAGCUCGCCAACGAUUUCCUCUGUGAACUAGUCAUGUCAGAAGUGGAUUCGCUUGAUAACGAUCAUUUGAUGUUUCGAGGAAACUCGCUAGCCACGAAAGCAAUGGAAGCUUAUAUGAAACUGAUUGCCGAUGAAUACUUGCAGUCGGUACUUGGCGAUUUCGUACACAAUGUCCUGUCAUCGAACGAGACCUGUGAGGUCGACCCCCUGAAACUGAAUGGUGUCUCAACUUCGACCUUGGAUAAGAAUAGAGCUCAGUUAACUAGACUUGUAGAAUUAGCCUGGGAGAAGAUUAUCAACAGUACGUCAGCAUUUCCGAUGGAAUUGCGCCUCGUAUUUGGUUCGUUACGCGACCGAUUAGAAUCUCAAGGUCGAAGUUCGUUAGCCGACACUCUAAUUUCUUCAUCGAUAUUCCUCCGAUACCUUUGUCCUGCUAUUCUCAGUCCAAGUCUGUUCAAUCUGGUAACGGAAUAUCCAAGUGGAGUGACAGCCAGGAACUUAACACUUAUCGCUAAAACUCUCCAGAAUUUGGCUAAUUUCACAAAAUUCGGUGGAAAAGAGCAUUAUAUGGAGUUUAUGAACGGUUUUGUGGAACGAGAAUGGCAACGCAUGAAAGAUUUCCUUCGACGAAUAUCCACGGGGCAAUCACUACGACCGCCAACAGAAGUGAUUAUCGAUAUGGGCAAAGAUUUGAGUCUUCUGAACACCUACUUAGAAGAAGCAUGGACACCAGAAGUACACGAACGAGCUCGAAGUACAGACAAACGAUUAGCCGAACUUCGAGAAAUCCUACUGGAUUUACACGAACACAAUCGGCGAUCCCAUUUGUCGGCUUCUGGAGUAAUUCAAUCCCCUGUUUGUCAUCAAAACAGUAGUGACUACGAGAAUAGUCCAAACCAGAUCCUGAGGCCACGAAAUGAGAACGUGCCAGCGUACCGUUCCACUCCACCAACUGGUCAGGCUACGGUGAUUACUCGUAAUCGACCUGCUCAUCAUCUGUUCACCAACGACGAUUAUGUACUCAGCACGGCAUUUCAAAGCUCUACACGUCAGCUGACAAGACUGAGUGGCGAAACUGGCACUUCCAGCAGUCAUGUCAGUGAAAAGACAUCGAGCAGUGGCGAUGCCAGGGAUACGGACAGCGAGACUGAAGUUGUUGGGUCGCUCACGGAUCGAACUCGUACCCGAAAGACCCGCCGACGUUGUGAUGACUCGCCACCUGGUAGCCAACCAGCUUCCAGUGGAUACCACAGCAACAAUCAAAGCAGUAAUUCCUCCUCAUCAUCCCCAAUCGAUCGAACAACAGCAUUGUCCAUCUCGAAUCCAGCGUUCAAUGCGGGUUCAUCGAUGUACAGCAGUUCGUCCGGGUUUCCCGACGUUCACCCAGGUCCAUCUGGAAUGGGUGGCUAUAGAAGGUUGAGUCCCCCUCCCUAUCAUCCGGAUAUGCAUAAUAACACUUCACACCAACCAGUAAGUAAAUUCGGCAAUUUUAUUGAGGGUUCAUAA
This is a messenger RNA of Haemonchus placei, 2208 nucleotides long. Lineage: Eukaryota; Metazoa; Nematoda; Chromadorea; Rhabditida; Trichostrongylidae. The record is from the annotation of a GenBank genome assembly.